UCUAGGUGUAUCAAUUUAUGAAAAAGAAAAAACGAAAGAGUAGAGUCAUUUGUGUGUAACUUUUUUUCUUCGUCCCCAUUUUGCUCAGACAUUUCUUUCUUUGACUUCAAGUUAGCUUUCUGCCUCAUCUGACUUUUCUUCUUCUCCAUAUUCCUCCUUCCUACUACUUUUCAUUGGGAUUCUUUGUGUGUCAGAGAUUUGCAUUCUCCAAGCAAUACUUCACCAAAACAAAACACAACCCUAUAAAUAUAUAUUUCUUUCUUUCUUUACAACAACAGUGUACUGUUAUUAUUGUUGUUUUUUUUUUUUUUCUCUAUUGAUGGAGACUUCAAGCGUUUCAGAUUUUGACACAAUCCCAAAUUCAUCAUCUCCAACAACUACUACUGCUUCAAAUUCAAGAAUCUUUGGAUUUAAUCUAACUCCACUUCGAUACCCACUUUCUACUUUUCUUGAAUACUCCGGUUUUCUCCGUGCCCGACCCGAUAACCCGGAAACAGAUUUGCUCAACUCUUCUGAAUCAGUUUCUAGUGGUAAUAGUAGUAAUGUUGGUGUUAAUGGUAGUAGUAAUAAUGGGGAAGUUUCAAUUAGUGUUAGUGAGGAUGAUGAUGGGUUGGUGAUGGAUGAUGGUGGGGAAAGGGAGGAGAGGGGUUCCAGUGUGGAGGGGUCUACAGUAGGAGUGGAUUCUAAUAAUAGGGGGGAUUCUUCUUCAAAUCAAAGGUAUGAUAUACAGCAAGUUGCAAGGUGGAUUGAGCAGUUUCUUCCUUUUACUUUGCUUCUCUUGGUUGUUUUCAUCCGCCAACACUUGCAAGGUUUCUUUGUCAUAAUUUGGAUCACGGCUUUCAUGUUCAGGUCAAAUGACAUUCUUCGAAAGCAGACAGCUUUAAAGUACCCACAUUUGCAGGGGGAGAGAAAGAUUACUGUCCUUCUUGGUUAUUUUUUGGUGUUUACGCUUCAUGUUACUGGAAUCUACUGGUGGAAUCGCAAAGUUGAUCUUUUUUAUCCAUUACUUAUGGUUCCUCUGAAGAUUAUCCCACCUUUCUGGCAUGCUAUUUUCAUCAUCCUGGUAAAUGAUACAAUGGUGCGGCAGGCAGCAAUGGCUUUGAAGUUGGUGCUGCUUAUGUAUUACAAGAAUGGCAGGGGCCACAAUUUCCGCAGACAGGGCCAAUUGCUGACUCUGGUGGAGUAUAUGCUGCUCCUAUACCGUGCACUAUUACCCACUCCUGUCUGGUAUAGGUUCUUUCUCAACAAAGAGUAUGGAAGUCUUUUUUCAUCACUGAUAACAGGAUUGUACUUGACAUUUAAGCUUACUUCAAUUGUUGAGAAGGUUCGAUCAUUCUUUACUGCUUUGAAGGCAUUGUCGAUUAAGGAAAUCCAUUAUGGGUCACAUGCCACACCUGAACAGGUAAAUGCUGCUGGUGAUCUAUGUGCUAUUUGCCAAGAGAAGAUGGAUACACCAAUUUUAUUGCGUUGCAAACACAUCUUUUGUGAAGACUGUGUCUCAGAAUGUUUCAGGUUUGAAAGAGAAAGAACUUGUCCUUUGUGUAGAGCCUUGGUCAGACCUGCUGAUUUAAGAUCUUUUGGAGAUGGUUCAACUAGCCUUUUAUUCCAGUUAUUCUAAUAUUGAUGUUACACCUCCGUCAUUGUUCUCACAAAAAAAUGUUGAUAUUACAACAGCGCGAAUGUCUUCAGCUGCUAAUAGCAUUCUCCUCAACUUGGUCAGUUACCGAGUUAUAACAUCACCAUGAGGACGUUGCGUAAAAAGGGGCUCUACCCUUCACUGAUGCAGCUUCUUUGAGGAUUUAGUGGGAUGAGAGGACUUCAUGAUACAAUAUAAGUACAUAUUGUGCUUCUUUUUGUUUAUACAGAAGAACGUCCAUGUAAAGUUAUGUAAUUCACAGAAUUUAACCACAACGAUCAAAAUUUUGUAAGUUUAUCUGGCCUGUAUCGAUCCUCGUCAUUUGAACAGCUAAUGGAAAUGAAGUGAUGGUGUUGGGCCAGUAUAUCACUGUGUCUAAUUGGCGGGUUUACUUUGUUAUAGUAUCACACCAAUUUUUAUCUUUUU
Molecule: messenger RNA, 2062 nt
Organism: Lycium barbarum (goji berry)
Lineage: Eukaryota; Viridiplantae; Streptophyta; Magnoliopsida; Solanales; Solanaceae
Exons: 8
Coding region: 320-1618 (432 amino acids)
Biological process (GO): positive regulation of ERAD pathway
Molecular function (GO): ubiquitin protein ligase activity
Source: RefSeq, a predicted model, not a curated record